Racocetra fulgida is the source of this 391-nucleotide messenger RNA. Lineage: Eukaryota; Fungi; Glomeromycota; Glomeromycetes; Diversisporales; Gigasporaceae. The record is from the annotation of a GenBank genome assembly.
GCCUGCCAUCGACGGUACUCCCGUUCAAGGCAUCUUGUUUGGUCAACGUGAAGAAUGUCCAGAUCGUAGACUAAUAAUUCAUGUUAAGGCCCCCGGGCUCGAUGUUUUAACACGUUGUGAUCCACCACGUAUAGCUUCAGCUUAUUUUCAUACUUUGCAGUCAGCUAUGUUAAAAGUUAUUGUAGCCAACUACCUCAAGCAACACACUGAAUACGACGUAAAGGAGAUUACACCAUUGAUCGCACGAGAAUCAUGUGCAUUGUUUCAAGAUCUUAUCGGACUUGUUGUUCAAAGGGCAUCUAAAACGGUUGAUUCAGUCAAUCCUACAAUAAUAAUGAAUAUUGAAAGCACAUCAGCUCAAGCGUUUUUUUCAGCACCAACUUUAGCUGAA